Molecule: messenger RNA, 1287 nt
Organism: Bemisia tabaci
Lineage: Eukaryota; Metazoa; Arthropoda; Insecta; Hemiptera; Aleyrodidae
Source: RefSeq, a predicted model, not a curated record
GAAAAUGAAUUAGAUAACUUCGGGUUAGUAUUACGAGUGACUCGAAAAGAGUGGCCGGAAGCUUAAGGAAUACCCAUAGUAAUAUCCACAUUUCUACAAAAUGAUUUUAAUAGUGAUACUAAGUGCUGCGUCCCUGCUUGUUGGUGCUGAUGCAAAGGUAGUACCGGAUGUUGUACGUCAAAAAGUAGUCACCAAAAGCGCACACCAGUUGUUGAACGAUCUCCAGGUCCUAGAAAAUGAUCGAAAAGCAGCGCUAAAAAAGGCGCUUGAAGAUUUCAAGGCAGAUUCUCACAAGAUGGAACCUCUGUCCGUCCUUUCGUUGGUGGACUCACUUUUCGUUGAAUAUCGCAAUUACUACAAUGCAAUGAAUACGUUGAUUCACUCCGAUGAAAAGUCGGCGGCUUCACACCAGGCAUUAGAGACUAUCAAAAAAUCCAGGGAGCAGUUGGUCCAGCUUUAUAAAACCGUCACAGAGAAACAAGAAAAACUCCAAGAAUCAAUGAGCACUGAUAGUCAAAUGAACUUGCUAGAAACUUUACUCGGAAAAACUCUCCAAAAGAACGAUGAGAUUGAGGCACAACUUCGCGUUGAAUUCAACGAUUCUCCGUUCAUAAAUAAUUGGAAAAAUAUGCCGGAUCUACCCAACGUGUCUCCACUGUGACUGGAACCUACUCAGAAAACCAGUGGAUGUCGUAACAUAUUGUGUUCACCAGUUACUUAACGCUGUUUGCGACCUCUAUCCUAUUUUAAGUAUGCUCUAAUCUCCUUGAUUUAUCAAAAAUCGGCUGAAUUAUGAUAUAUCAAUACGAUAAAAAAAAACAUCGAAAAAUCACAAAGCAACUUACGAAUACGAAAAAAACUAGCAAAAGUACAACUCAAUAUUGAAUGCAGAAACUGUGUUAAAACCCUCUUCAUUAAAACUAUUAAUACAAAAAAACUUACAAAAUCUCGCCGCGCGCCGGUUCUCUAAAAAUUUUAAGUCGAAAUAUGUGGCAUCGUCGGCAGCAAUUCUUAAAAACCGUUUAUUUGAAGAAACUUUUUGUGUAAAAAGACGUAUAAUUACGCACAUACUGCGUAUGAAUUUUGUACCAUGUGAAAAUAAAUAUCAUACUGUAACAUUUUAAAUUUAUCGUUGCUUGACAAAACGUAAAUAUUUUUCAUUGAGUCCCAUAGGAACUGUUCUAAAUUUUCAGCACCAUCUUUUAACAAUGCCGUCAUCAAGAAAUGACGCUGAAUAUAUUUCAAUUUUAAUAAAAAAAAAAUAAUAAAUAUAUUUCCUUGAAUAAA